Molecule: messenger RNA, 1061 nt
Organism: Syzygium oleosum
Lineage: Eukaryota; Viridiplantae; Streptophyta; Magnoliopsida; Myrtales; Myrtaceae
Product: 26S proteasome non-ATPase regulatory subunit 8 homolog A
Exons: 6
Coding region: 79-882 (267 amino acids)
Biological process (GO): proteasome-mediated ubiquitin-dependent protein catabolic process
Cellular component (GO): proteasome regulatory particle; proteasome regulatory particle, lid subcomplex; cytosol
Source: RefSeq, a predicted model, not a curated record
UCUGCUCAAGGACAAAGCAGCAAGCAAAGACCGAGCGAAGGAGAGAAGAAGAGAAGGAAGAGAGGAGAAAGAGAAGCCAUGGAUCCGAAGCUCACGGAGGUGUCGCAGCAGUUCGGCCGGUUCAAGGCCGCCCUCGUCAGGAACGACUUCUCCGCCUGCACUAGCCUCCUCUCGCAGCUGAAGGUUUUGCUGACAGAGUUCAAAAGUCUUCCUCCGCUGUUUGAGGAAACACCAAAUGCUGUCCAUGAAUUGACUCUUGCAAGAGAUAUUUACGAGCAUGCUGUUAUUCUAAGUGUGAAGAUGGAAGAUCAAGAUGCAUUUGAGCGAGAUUUUUUUCAACUGAAGCCUUAUUAUACAGAUGCAGGUGGCCGUAUUCCACCAUCUCCUCAAGAGUACCCUAUUUUAGGUCUCAACCUGUUGAGACUCCUUGUGCAGAACAGAAUAGCUGAGUUCCAUACCGAACUUGAAUUGCUUUCAUCUGCUGCCCUGGAGAAUCCUUGCAUCAAGCAUGCUGUUGAGUUGGAGCAAUCUUUCAUGGAAGGGGCCUACAAUCGUGUUUUGAGUGCUAGGCAGACAGUGCCUCAUGAGACUUAUGUUUAUUUUAUGGAUCUUCUGGCCAAGACAGUCAGAGAUGAAAUUGCUGGAUGUAGCGAGAAAGCAUAUGAUUAUUUGUCAAUUAGUGACGCACGGCAAAUGUUGCUAUUCUCCUCUGACCAAGAACUUGCGGAAUAUAUCAGGGAGGAACAUCCCGAGUGGGAGAUUAAGAGUGGGUUUGUAUAUUUCCAGAAGGCGAAGGAAUCUGCACCUUCGAAGGAAAUUCCUUCCCUGCAGCUUAUCAAUCAGACUUUGAGUUACGCGAGAGAGUUGGAGCGGAUUGUUUAGGAUCUUCUGCCAUGCGUGGUGGUUUGCACUGACAUUUGCACACUUAAAAGAUUGGUUAUUUUGUGCUAAUGGCAUAUCAUCCCUUUUGCCCAUUUCGAGAAACUUGAUAUUCUUUUUAAAGUCUGUAACUUUAUUUGAUCAUUGUGUUGGAAUUAUCUCAGCAAUCACGUUAGUAUUCA